Cyprinodon variegatus (sheepshead minnow) is the source of this 2345-nucleotide messenger RNA. It is a transcript of the gene prkg1l, whose product is annotated as cGMP-dependent protein kinase 1-like. The record is from RefSeq and is a predicted model, not a curated record. Gene Ontology annotation, molecular function: cGMP-dependent protein kinase activity; ATP binding. Lineage: Eukaryota; Metazoa; Chordata; Actinopteri; Cyprinodontiformes; Cyprinodontidae. The coding region runs from base 128 to 2179 and encodes 683 amino acids. The transcript has 20 exons. Gene Ontology annotation, biological process: protein phosphorylation.
AGAGCAUCCUCCUUCAGUUGGCUGCUUAAAGAAGGGAUGUACACCUGUCGCAUGUUAGACAUGCACAAACCUGCAGGAUACAAGUGAGACAAACCCCCCUGCAACGAUAUUCAGGCUGCACAGGGGGAUGGGUACUCUUCGCGACCUCCAGUUUGCACUGCAGCUAAAGAUUGAGGAGCUUCGACAGAGGGACACACUAAUAGAUGAGUUAGAGCUGGAGUUGGACACAAAGGACGAACUCAUCCGUAGACUGCAAGAAGAACUGGACCGCUACAGAGCCGCCCUGUCCCUCCCUGGACCCUCUACAGUGGUUGCAGCUUCUGCAGCUCAAAUUGAGGACAACCGGAUUACAAAAAGGCAGACAGUCAUUUCGGAGCCCAUCACUCCAGAACUCAUGACUUUCGCUGUGGUUUCUCACAGAAGCUGUGACAAAAGCCAGGAAUCUCAAAGGCUGAUCCAGGCAGCGUUUUUGAAAAAUGACUUGUUGAAGAACCUCGAUGAAGAAGAAAUCAAGGCAGUCACUGCCUGCAUGCAGCGAACCGCUAUCAAUCAGGGCUGCUUUGUCAUCCAGGAGGGAUCCUCUGGGGAUCAGGCCUUUGUUUUAGAAGAAGGCAGACUGGAUGUGAGGAAAGAUGGCCAGCAGGUGCUCACCUUUGAGCCAGAGGACAUGUUUGGAGAGGUGACACUCCUCUACAGUUGGACCCACACCUACUCCGUCUCAGCACAAACAGACAGCAAGCUGUGGGCUAUCGACCGCAGGAGCUUCCAAUGCGCGCUCACACAAUGCGGCCUCAGACGCCUUUCUCAUUCAGUGGAGCUGCUGAGAAGCAUUCCCUUUCUCGAGUCGUUGCCAGACAAUGUCAUCAGAAAACUGUCUCUGCAUGUGGAAGAGACGAGUUACAUAGAUGGUGACUACGUCUGUUGUCAGGGAGCCAUUGGAGACAGCUUUUAUAUCAUUAGCAAAGGCCAGGUGAGUGUGAUGGAGAAGAAGCCCGGCCGCCAGGAGCAGACAGUUUUGGCUCAGCUCUCUGAGAGACAAUGGUUUGGAGAGAAAGCUCUUUGGGGAGAAACCACUUGGUCUGUAAAUGUUGUGGCUGUUGGUGAGGUGACAUGCUUGGUCAUAGACAGAUGGACCUUUAGAGAUGUUAUCGAAGGUUCUGGAUCUGACAGCCCUCCAAAGCUGCAGCAGAGCGAUGAAUCAAAAAUCGAGUCCAAGGGGGAUCCUGCCUCCCUGGCAUCUUCCACCUUAAGCGAUUUUCAGAUUAUUCGUACUCUGGGAGUUGGGGAGUUUAGUCACGUAGACUUGGUGCAGCUGAGAAGAAACAUCAGGUGUGUUUUUGCCAUGAGGGUCCUGAAGAAGAAGCUCAUCCUGAAAAGCGGUCAGCGUGAGCAUAUUCUGAGAGAGCGCAGCAUCCUGAUGGAGGCCCGCUGUCCAUUCCUAGUCAGACUAUACAAAACGUUCAGAGAUGCUGAGCAUCUUUAUAGUUUGACAGAAGCUUGUCUGGGUGGAAAUUUGUCCCGUCUACUCAAAGAAAAGGGAAAUUUAGAUGAAACCAGCACUAAGUUCUAUACAGCUUGUGUUGUCGAAGCGUUGAGUUUCCUCCACUCUCAGAGAAUCGUCUACAGAGAUGUCAAGCCUGAAAAUGUUGUUCUGGAUGAGCAGGGUUAUGGUAAACUGAUUAGCUCCAGAUGUCUGAAGAGGGUUGAGGAGGGUAAGAGGACAUGGACGUUCUGCGGGACGCUGGGCUACAUGGCUCCUGAAAUCAUCCUGAGCAGAGGACACAGUACAGAAGCAGACCUUUGGUCACUGGGUGUUUUUGUGUUUGAACUUCUCAGCGGUAGGCUUCCAUUUGAUGGUUCUGACCCCGUAAAGAUUCUCUCAGCAUCGGUUUGUGGCAUAGAUCAGUCUGAAUUCCCGGAAUCAUUCUGCAAAGAUGCCUGCGAUCUCAUAAGAAAACUUUGCAGGGGCAAACCUUCAGAGAGGCUGGUCAGUCAGACAAACGGGGCCAAGGCCAUUCAAAAGCACAAGUGGUUUAAUGGAUUCAACUGGGAUGGACUUUGCAAAAGAAAAUUGACCCCUCCACUUAUUCCUAAAGUCAGCCUUCCUCUGCAAAGUGCAACAUGUGCUCUUUAUUCCUCAGAGGCAGAGGAGCUGUGCACAAACUGGGAGGAUUUCUAAAUAGAAAUUCCAGACAAAGACACCUUUCCAGAGGGCAUACCUGCAGAUCCCUUUCACAGAAGAGCUUAGACUGUUUCAGACGCAUAAAACCUUUAUAGAUUUACAUAAAAAAUACUUGCAUAAGAAGUCUGUGGUUUUGCAGCUGUCCAAAGAAAAUCAAUAAACA